AUGGAUAAGUCGAGGUUCUCAAUGCUGCUCUUAGAGCCUGGGGAAAUUUAUUUUGAAGACUAUUCAUGUGUACUUAAUCACAUUGCUUUGAAAAAUGAAAAUUCACAACAGGGAAGAUUGAAACUGUGUUCUAAAUCCCUUGUAUUUGAGCCAAGGGACUGGGCCCAUCCUCUGAUAAAGAUGCAAUUCAAAGAUUGUUCCGAUAUAACAAUAAUUGAAUCUAUUGAUAAAAAAAAUAAUGUAAUCAAAGUUAAAAUGAAAAUGUAUGCAGAAAUGCUAGAAGAAAACAUUCUGGCACCUUACAAAUUUAUUUAUGAAGACAAAGAUUUCUUUGUCUUCUUUGAUUUUGCAUCAGCUGAGGAAUGCUUGUGUCAGAUGCAACAAUUGCAACGAGCUUCCACUCUCCAUGCUCCGGAACACAACAGUAUGGUAGCUACUAUCCUCCAUUCAAGAUAUAUGAGGAUGGAAUUUGAUCCAGUGAUGAUGGAUGACUUUACAGAACAAAUUGUAUGUGAGCUUCAGGCUGAAAAAAUAUCACCUCUUGUGAGGCACCAGGGUAAAUUGGCCUUAACACCUACCACAAUAUACUUCCAACCAUUCAGCAAUGUUGAAAGUAGUCCCGUUCUGAAAUUGAAGCUGGCACAUUUGAGGAGGAUGUAUAAAAGAAGAUUUUUACUAAGGCAAGUUGGUUUAGAAGUUUACAGCGCUGAGGAGAGUUCAGUGCCUCACAUAUAUUUAACAUUCCAGUCGGACAGAGCUAGAGAUAGAAUAUACAGUAUAUUGCAGGAAUCGCCACAUGUCCAUUUGGAGAGUGUACACACUGAGGAAAUGACAUUGCAGUGGCAAAAUGGCAUUGUCUCAAACUACGAUUAUUUAAUGUACUUGAAUUGUCUUGCAGAUAGAAGCAAAAAUGACCUCACCCAGUACCCAGUAUUUCCAUGGGUAGUUGCAGACUACACUUCAGAAACGUUAGAUUUUAAUAAAUCGGAAACAUUCAGAGAUCUGUCGAAACCAAUGGGCGCACUAAACCCAGAUAGAUUGGAGAGACUGAAGGAAAGAUACCAUGAAAUGAGUGACCCAAAAUUUUUGUAUGGAUCACAUUAUUCGGCACCUGGCCUCGUGUUGUUUUAUUUAGUUCGCAAAUAUCCCAAAUAUAUGCUGUGUUUACAAAACGGAAGGUUCGAUCAUCCGGAUAGAAUGUUCAAUUCAGUCAAAGAUGUCUACAAUAAUUGUCUUAGAAAUAUGUCAGAUUUUAAGGAAUUAGUACCGGAAUUUUACGAUAUCGAAGGCAAAGGAGACUUUUUGAUGAACAAAUACGAAAUAAAUUUUGGUGAACGCCACGACGGUUCAAAAGUAAACAACGUGACACUGCCACCUUGGGCCAAGUCGCCGGAAGACUUCGUGUUCAAACUUCGAGAGGCCUUGGAAUCAGAAUAUGUUUGUAGACAUCUGCAUUUGUGGAUCGACCUCAUAUUCGGCUACAAGCAACGAGGCGAAGAAGCGAUUAAGGCUGAUAAUGUGUUCCACCACGUGUGUUAUGAAGGCGCGGUAAAUCUCGAAUGUAUUUACGAUAUGAACGACAGACACGCACUAGAAGUGCAAAUAAUGGAAUUUGGGCAAGUGCCAAAACAACUAUUCACGAAGCCGCACGUUAGAAAAAUUACACCGCGCAUUGCUAAGUCUUUAGCAUUCAACGACAAUCUCAGCUACAAGAUGGAAUGUGUUGAUGUGUUGUCACUUCACAAAGAAGCCGUGAAAUGCGCCAUUCGACAAGGCAAUAUUAUAAUAUCUGUGGGGAAGGAUGGUACACUGAAAGUGUACGAUAUUGUACAGAGAAAACAGAUACGAAGUGUAAUUCUCAGCUCAACGCCUUUGAGUUCCUGCGUAAUGGUUAAUGAAAAUACAGUUGCGAUAGGUGCCUGGGAUAACGAAAUAUAUUUGUACGAUGUGGAAUACGGGAGAGUAGUGGAAAGUUUUCGGGCGCACGACGACUCCGUCAGUUGUUUACUAUGGCUGGAUAAAGAACGUCUUCUGAUAUCGGGUGGUUAUGAUGGCGUGGUACGCGUGUGGGGUAACAUCUUCAGGACCGGGCAAGCCCUACGCGGACUUAAAGCUGAAUUUGACCAUGAUGGAAAAGUUACCAAUGUGACGUACAGACGUCGACGUCAUGAGAUCGACAUUAUAACCGCGACAGGGGACGGCGAGGUUUUUGUGUGGGAUUACACAACCCGAGAGCUCAAGAACAAGAUUUCUGUUCACUCAUCGCCCAUAAGCGGAGUAUGCUUUAUACUCUCCGGAGACAGAGUAGUCACUGCCAGUGAAGAUGGAGAUGUAAGCGUCACUGACCUCAGUGUGCUGCAUUCGGUAUAUCAGAAGCACUUACCGGAGCCCGUGACGUCACUAUGUUGGGACGGCUCUAGCGUACUGUGGCUCGGCGGCAGCAAUGGUUCCCUGCUGCAAUGGAACAUGCUCACCGUUACACAGACAAGCUCCCAUAUCGCACAUGAUUUUUCUAUAAAUAACGUGUACUUCGACGAGAUCUCAAAAACUGUGAUCACGGCCAGUGAAGACAAAACGGUGAAAAUAUGGAAAUUAACACAAGAUUCCUGA
Arctia plantaginis is the source of this 2610-nucleotide messenger RNA. Lineage: Eukaryota; Metazoa; Arthropoda; Insecta; Lepidoptera; Erebidae. The record is from the annotation of a GenBank genome assembly.